Gadus macrocephalus (Pacific cod) is the source of this 1390-nucleotide messenger RNA. RefSeq names its product serine/threonine/tyrosine interacting protein (gene styx). The record is from RefSeq and is a predicted model, not a curated record. Bases 229 to 894 code for a protein of 221 amino acids. The transcript is spliced from 11 exons. Gene Ontology annotation, biological process: negative regulation of protein binding; regulation of ERK1 and ERK2 cascade; protein dephosphorylation. Gene Ontology annotation, molecular function: protein tyrosine/serine/threonine phosphatase activity; F-box domain binding. Gene Ontology annotation, cellular component: nucleoplasm; cytoplasm. Lineage: Eukaryota; Metazoa; Chordata; Actinopteri; Gadiformes; Gadidae.
CUGCAGCGAGACCUCACCAUGAGGCGCGGCGCUUCUCAACCAUUCGUCGAGAGAGUCGAGAGGACUGAUCACGUGACACAGCUGUCAGAGGACAGCAUGGCGGACAUGCAUGUGGAGUCUCAAAACAAGUCGCAGCAGCAACCGUGUUUCAGCUAAUCGGCCACCAGGUGCAUCGACAACAUACCGUGUGUGUAUAGCCGGGCCGCCGGCGCCCGAACAAGCUCCAGGAUGGAGGAGGAGAACAAGCUUCGGUUCCCGUCUCUCCCGUCGUCCAAAGAGGACAUCCUAGACUGGGCCUACCCCAUGAGGCGGGAGAUGCAGGAGAUACUCCCAGGCUUAUUUUUAGGACCCUACUCUGCUGCAAUGAAAAGCAAGCUGCCAAAUCUGGAGAGUCAAGGUGUAACACAUGUUGUAUGUGUCCGCCAAGAUAUCGAAGCCAAUUUUAUUAAGCCUAAUUUUCAACACACAUUUAGAUACCUUGUCUUAGAUAUUGCUGACAAUCCAGUGGAAAAUAUAAUACGAUUUUUCCCUAUGACUAAAGAAUUUAUCGAUAGCUCUAUAGAUACUGGAGGAAAAGUACUAGUUCAUGGUAACGCAGGGAUAUCCAGAAGUGCUGCCUUAGUGAUUGCAUACCUAAUGGAGACGUUUGGGAUGAAAUACAGGGAUGCUUUCAGUCAUGUCCAGGAGCGCAGGUUUUGCAUCAACCCGAAUGUGGGCUUUGUGCAUCAGUUACAGGAAUACGAAGCUAUCUACCUUGCGAAGCUCACCAUUAAGAUGAUGUCACCGAUGCAGCUGGGCAGGUCCUUCUCUGUGGUACAAGGUGGGCGUAAGCGGAGUCUUGAGGAGGACGAGGACUUGGGAAGCAUGCAGGUCACAGCAGCGCAGAAUGGAUGACUUUUACUGAUAUGUCAGCUAAGCCCAGUGCACUCUAUUUUUUACAUUUUUAUUGGGAUUAAAAAUGUAAAUAUUUGAUCAUUUUCUAACGGGGAGGGAGCGGGUGGGGGGGAGGACAGCCUGUAAUGUCUGAGACACAGAGCUGACGGGCUUUGAUAACAUUGUUCUGUAAUUCUACUUCUUGCUUUUCUCGUUGUUUUCCUCGAGCUGUAUGCACUGAUGGGAGAUUUUUUGCAGUUUUAUAGUAUUUAAAGCAUUUUGCAUUUGCAGCGGGACAGUAUUGCAAUAAUGCACUUUCAAUACUUGAAUUAUUAUUGUGGUCUACCACAGGGGGGAGAGGGGAGGCAAAGGGCUGGAGGAUGGAAUAAAUGGAACGUCACAAGCGGCUUCAGAAAAGUAGUUGUAACAGACUAACAUUCGGCUUAGUGUGGCAAAGUAAGAAACUACUAAUAAAAAAGAACAUGUCAACUGCUUAAUAAAAUGAUGUCAGACCUUA